Molecule: messenger RNA, 893 nt
Organism: Hevea brasiliensis (rubber tree)
Lineage: Eukaryota; Viridiplantae; Streptophyta; Magnoliopsida; Malpighiales; Euphorbiaceae
Exons: 4
Coding region: 168-803 (211 amino acids)
Biological process (GO): maturation of SSU-rRNA from tricistronic rRNA transcript (SSU-rRNA, 5.8S rRNA, LSU-rRNA)
Cellular component (GO): nucleus
Source: RefSeq, a predicted model, not a curated record
CACCGGUAUUUACAAUACAACCCUCGAGCAUCAUACUAUAAAUUAUAGUUAGCGUCUCCUAUAUUUUGCUUGUGAGAGGGCACUUAGUUCGCCUAUUUGUAGAUUUACACAGGCAAAACUCAAAAGCGUAGAGGCACACUGUAUUUUGAAUCGAAAUCAGCAGCAGCAUGAACGGCGGCGGCGAAGAUAAUGGACCCAUAAAGCAUCUAUCUGCAGAUUCACUGCCUCUAUUCCAAGAAGGCAUAUUUCUUGUUCUCUCCAGAUGGUCGGCUCUGCAAUUAGCCGUUGGGAACGAGUGGGGCGGCCGUGGUUCUGCACAAUUAGCUGAUCAGCUUCGCUCCAAUAUAUUCUCCUGGUUCACUCAGUCCAAAGAACCGCAUUACAUUGAUGAUUUAGAAAGUAUCUUGGAUGAGGGUAUGCUUUCUCUCAAUACCAUGAUCGAGGAUGGCAGCAUUGAAGAGGUAGCGGAAAAAUUAAUGAUCAUGCAUGAAGAGUGUUUAGAAGGCAAUUAUAACUCUAUUGAAAAGUUGAGGCGAGCAGGUCCUUCAACUGGAUCUCAUCAACAUGUUAGACAGGCGGCAGAUAACGAUGAUGAUGAUGAUGAUGAUGACGACGACGACGACGAUGAUGACAAUGAUGAUAGGAUGGAUGAUAGAUCAAGAAUGAUAGUUGAUGCACCAAAAUUUCAGUCGAAAUCAAAUCAGGUGAACAUGCAGGUUGAUGAUCCCAAUGGCCAGGAGGCUCAAGGAGAAGAUGGAUGGACGGUUGUUUCAUCAAGGAAAAACCGGGGUAGAAGGAAUUAGGUUCAACGUCCUUAAUGAUUUUGUAAUUUAUCAUCUUGUUUUGGCUAUUCUCUUCUUCCUGCUCCUUUAAUAUAAUUUGUUUCUAUGGCA